CAGUUGGACGUGGAAUUGCGUGGAACUGCGACUGCUAUCGACUACCCGACUACGACUACCAUGGGCGUUGUGGAUGGAUUCUACGAGGGCUGCGAAAUCUUUGUUACCGGCGGCUCAGGUGUGGUGGGCAAGGCGCUGAUCGAGAAGCUGCUACGCUCCUGCAAUGUGAAGCGCAUCUAUGUGCUGCUCCGCACCAAGAAGCAGCUGAGUGCCGAGCAGCGUUUGGACAAACUGCGACAGGCCAACAUCUUUCAGGUGCUGCGCCUUCAAAAGCCCCAAGAGGUGGACAAACUUGUUGCCAUACCAGGUGAUGUCUCGCUGCCCCAGUUGGGCAUUUCUUCCGAGCAUCGCCAGCUGCUCUCGAAUGUCUCGAUUGUGUUCCACUGUGCGGCCACAGUGCGCUUCGAUGAGCCGCUCCGCAUCGCAUUGCGACUCAACGUGGGCGGCACCUUGGAGGCCCUCAAGUUUGCCGAGCAACUGCAGCAGCUGCGCAUUUUCGUGCACGUCUCAACGUUCUUCAGCAAUCCCUACCUGGAGCGUGUGGAGCCCAGGUACUAUUCAUCGCCCAUGGACUGGCGUCUGUGUUUGCGUCUGUUGGACGAGAUCAAGGAUGACGACGUGCUAGAUGCUCUCACCUCCAAACUGACCGUGGGUUUCCCCAAUACAUACACGUUUACCAAGAACCUCGCCGAGUCUCUAAUCAAUGACUACCACACUCGACUGCCCGUGAUUGUCUAUCGUCCCUCAAUAUUGUUGUUUGCUGUGCGUGAUCCGUUGCCGGGAUAUGCACCCUCAUUGAUGGGCGCCAUGGGUCUUUUCUCGCUGGUGGGCGCCGGAGUGCUGAAGACCGUCUACAUACGCAAGGAUGUGCAUCUGGACAUUACGCCUCAGGACAUGGGAAUCAAGGCUUUGUGCUACUACGCCUAUGCUGGCUGUGAGGCCUAUCGCAAUGGCGCUCCGAAGGAUUUGAUCGUCUAUCAGAGCUCCUCCCGCACACAUAUUCCGCAUACUUUCCUCCACAUGGCUGAGAACAUGGACGUCAUCGAUCUGUGGCACAAGGGCGCCUUCUUGAUGAACCUAUUGGCUCCCGGCUGUCAUUACACGGACAAUCGUUUAGUCUAUAAAUUCCUAGUGUUUACCAAACAAAUUAUACCAGCUUUGCUUGUGGACAUGCUGCUGAAGCUCUUCGGUCGUCCGCCAGCGCUCAUGCCUAUCGCGCGCAAGUCCUAUCAAACGCUGGAGGUGAUGAAACCCUUCAUGUUCAACAACUACGACAGUCCCGGUUGCACUGAUAUCGACACCGUUCUAGACAUAAAUCGAAACACGGAAUUUUGUCUGUACGAUGAAUAUCGUUAUGCGCAUUCGGAGGAACGUCUAAUCACCGCUUGCAAGAACAUGAUACUCAGCAUUCGACACGAUUUACUUGGCGAGAGUCCACAGACACUGCCACGGGCUCAGAUCAUUUUGCGCAUCAAGGAAAACAUCAAUAUUGCCGUGCGCCUCUAUCUGCUCUAUAAGCUCUGUUGCUGGCUCUGGUAUUCCUACCUCGUUUAGCUGCUCGGUCGACUACAGGGUUAUUUAUGCUACCCAAAUCGCUGGGAUAGAUAUUCUUAGAUCUAUCUGAGGCUUUAUCUGAUAUAGUACUUUAUAUGGGAGAUAUCGGCUUCGGUUUAUCGAAGGAAUUGCGCAAAUUUUUUUGUUUUUUUUUUGUUCCUAGUCCCUAAGCUGCCAAACAAUAUUUUGUAUGCAAAU
Messenger RNA from Drosophila albomicans, 1752 nucleotides. RefSeq names its product putative fatty acyl-CoA reductase CG8306 (gene FarO). Gene Ontology annotation, cellular component: peroxisome. Lineage: Eukaryota; Metazoa; Arthropoda; Insecta; Diptera; Drosophilidae. The transcript is spliced from 7 exons. Gene Ontology annotation, molecular function: alcohol-forming very long-chain fatty acyl-CoA reductase (NADP+) activity. Bases 61 to 1554 code for a protein of 497 amino acids. Gene Ontology annotation, biological process: long-chain fatty-acyl-CoA metabolic process. The record is from RefSeq and is a predicted model, not a curated record.